UAAACUUUUUAAAGCAAAGUAUAGUCUCUUCUCUACUUCUUGUGCGGUCUCUACUUCCUCUCUGCGUCUCUCGUGUCUCCGAGUUGACUCAGUGCGCCAUGGAACAACACCACCACCAACAACCUCAACCCAACAACAAUGGUUCCAACACCACCACCACCACCACCGACCCUUUCCUCCUCAACUACACCACCUCGGAUCUCCGAACCGCUUCGGAGUUUCUCGCCACGUGGCUCCCUUUCCUCUCACGAGAUCUCUGCACUCGAUGCACUAUAUUCCUCUCCGAUCGCGUCCGCUCCAUCGACCCAGGUGAAGCGCCUCAAGAUGACACCCCCAAUGACCAAAACGACAUGGACGUCGAAGAUAACUGCGACAACCAUUCUCUCGGGAGUUGGAAGGACGGGGCGGAGGUGAAUUCUUCCAAUGUGGAGACUCCGAGCCAGAGAAUGUCUUGGGCCGACAUGGCCCAAGAAGACGACGAGUUUGGCGUAGAAGAAGACAACAACAACAAUGGUGGGAAUGUUGUUAUGGGUGAUUCGAAUGCUUCCUCUGAUGUUGCCAAGGUUGAGAAGCCUACUCUGCCGAGGGAACAGAGGGAGUACAUUAGGUUCAUGAAUGUGAGGCGAAAGAAGGACUUUAUCUGCUUUGAGAGGGUUCAUGGGAAGCUUGUGAACAUUCUCGAAGGGCUUGAACUGCACACUGGGAUUUUCAGUGCUGCUGAACAGAAGAGGAUUGUUAAUUAUGUCGCCUCGUUGCAGGAGAUGGGGAAAAAGGGAGAAUUGAAAGAGCGGACGUUUUCAGCUCCCCAGAAGUGGAUGAGGGGCAAGGGACGCCAAACCAUCCAAUUUGGGUGCUGUUACAAUUAUGCAGAUAGAGAUGGUAACCCACCUGGUAUUCUUACGAAUGGAAUGGUUGAUCCUAUACCUGAUCUUUUCAAGGUCAUCAUUCGACGUCUGGUCAAGUGGCAUGUACUCCCUCCUACUUGUGUGCCAGAUAGUUGCAUUGUUAAUAUCUAUGAAGAAGGGGACUGUAUACCUCCACAUAUAGAUAAUCAUGACUUUGUUCGACCGUUUUGCACUGUCUCAUUUCUUAGUGAGUGCAAUAUAGUUUUUGGAUCAAACUUAAAGAUUGUAGGCCCUGGUGAAUUUGAUGGCUCAAUUGCUAUUCCGUUACCUAUGGGAUCUGUACUUGUCUUGAAUGGAAAUGGGGCUGAUGUAGCUAAACAUUGUGUGCCUGCAGUUCCUACAAAAAGGAUAUCGAUCACAUUUAGAAGAAUGGAUGUGGCCAGGCGGCCAUUUGGGUAUGUUCCAGAACCCGAUCUUCAGGGGAUCCAACCAUUGGCCUAUGAAGUUGAGCAGGAAAAGAAAUCAAGUGGGCACAGACCUAGUCGUCACACAAACAGACAUAAAGUCAGGAGAGGAGGUGGCAGGAAUGAUGCAUUGGGAUCUGCAACUAGAAAUGAUAGGUUCUCAGAGCCCCGUGACUCAAAUCUAAGUUCAUCAAGAUCUGCAUCUAGAAAUGAUAGGUUCUCGGAGCCCCGUGACUCGAAUGUAAGUUCACCAAGAUCUGCAUCUAGAAAUGAUAGGUUCUCGGAGCCCCAUGACUCGAAUCUAAGUUCCUCAAGAUCUGCAAAUAGGUGGAGUAGGAAGCCUGGUAGUUAACAGAUGCCGUAUUAUUAGGAUCCAAGGUUCCUGUUGGUUCACAGUUUUUUGAUCUUAAUUAACAACCAUGUGUUGGUUUUGUUCAUGAAAUCCUUUACAUAUCAACAAGUUUGUUAUGGAGGUAUUUUCACUUUGGUUUCUGGGAAAGCUUUACACAGCAGCAAUUUUAUUAUCAGUGUAUGCACAAGUUGGUCAGUUGGGGUGCUGCAUUGGUAAAUUUGUUUCCUAAGCCUCAGGCGCUAGUGUAUAUUUGAGUGUACUUUCGAGUCAAUAAUGGUUGCAAUUUGGUGAGAAGUUGUGAUUCAUCUGUUUUUUUUAGGUGCCAUGCUAAAAUGUGGCUGGGUAUAAGGCAUUUUGACAUAUUUUUAAACUUCAUACUCUUUAUACAGUACUGAUGACUAAAUAGAAAAUGUUCAUUGUUGAGGUAUAAUGGUUGCAUUGUGAGGUCAAGCAUUCAGCAUUGCUAGAUUUGCUGGGUUUAGACUUGCAGCAGCUGGAUCAAAUUACUUCGAAUUUGCUUGCUUAUGAAAAGAUUGGUUGAAGAGUGCUGUUAAAUACAUCAAAUGAGAUAGUUUUGUUUUUUGCUAGUCUUUUUCUUGACAUGUGAGUGAGAGGUUCUACAUUUGUACUUAUACAGUAUACUUUGGUGGAUGUUCACCACAUUAAUUUCGAUUGUUUUAUGAAGGUUUUGGUAUAAUAUGCUAAUAGUUUUUCUUA
This is a messenger RNA of Glycine soja, 2378 nucleotides long. Its product is annotated as RNA demethylase ALKBH9B-like. NCBI's taxonomy places the organism in Eukaryota, Viridiplantae, Streptophyta, Magnoliopsida, Fabales, Fabaceae. Gene Ontology annotation, molecular function: demethylase activity; mRNA binding. Bases 99 to 1661 code for a protein of 520 amino acids. The transcript is spliced from 6 exons. The record is from RefSeq and is a predicted model, not a curated record. Gene Ontology annotation, biological process: mRNA catabolic process.